Messenger RNA from Xiphias gladius (swordfish), 2832 nucleotides. It is a transcript of the gene rab5ab, whose product is annotated as RAB5A, member RAS oncogene family, b. NCBI's taxonomy places the organism in Eukaryota, Metazoa, Chordata, Actinopteri, Istiophoriformes, Xiphiidae. Bases 336 to 986 code for a protein of 216 amino acids. Gene Ontology annotation, molecular function: GTP binding; GTPase activity. The record is from RefSeq and is a predicted model, not a curated record. The transcript has 6 exons.
UCCAGUAAAUUGGCAAUGAACGCUAACAUAUGAUUGGUCUGCCGCACUGAUACGUAGGCGGAUUGUCAAUUCUAGUCAUACGAUCUGUCAUCAUCCUUCGUACAAUGCGAAAGGGGAAGUUGAAAGAAGUGGGAGAGGGACAUCGCGGAGCCUUUUGAAAUCUAGCGUUAGAGUUGCUGGCUGGUUACUGGACACACUGUGAAAGACACUGGAGUGCCACAAAUAUUGUCCUGGAGACAACAUUCACAUUAACUAGCUUCCUCAUUUUGGCAGGUAUUUUCUGAAGUUUUUCACAGUACAUCAGUGUCUUAAAGGAAGAGAGUGGACGGUGUGACAUGGCAAGUAGAGGUGGAGCUACACGACCCAAUGGGCCAAACGCAGGCAACAAGAUUUGUCAGUUCAAACUUGUGCUUUUAGGAGAGUCAGCGGUGGGGAAGUCAAGUCUCGUACUCCGUUUCGUCAAGGGACAGUUUCACGAAUUCCAAGAGAGCACAAUCGGAGCUGCCUUCCUGACUCAGACAGUAUGUUUGGACGACACAACAGUCAAGUUUGAAAUCUGGGACACAGCUGGUCAGGAGCGCUACCACAGUCUGGCUCCCAUGUACUACAGAGGUGCCCAGGCAGCCAUCGUGGUCUAUGAUAUAACAAAUGAGGAGUCAUUUGUACGGGCGAAGAACUGGGUUAAAGAGCUUCAGAGACAAGCCAGUCCAAAUAUUGUAAUAGCCCUGGCUGGGAACAAGGCGGAUCUCGCAAACAAGAGAGCACUGGACUUCCAGGAUGCACAGUCAUACGCAGAUGAUAACAGCUUGCUCUUCAUGGAAACGUCAGCAAAGACCUCUAUGAACGUGAAUGAGAUUUUCAUGGCCAUUGCAAAGAAGCUACCCAAGAACGAGCCUCAAGCCGCCGGGGCCAGUAGCGGGCGGAACCGGGGAGUGGACCUGACAGAGACGGCUCAGCCCACCAGCCGUCCCUGCUGCAGUAACUAACCCAGCUCUUCCUGCUCAUCCUCCCCGCGCACAUCCCUCACUCUGCUCACCUCCCCUUCUCAACUGAACAACAUCUGGACAUCGGGCUCCUUGGCUCUCUGACAUCAGACCUGACCCUCCACCUCACUCCCCUGGAUUAGCUAAAAGACUCUGUAUAGCUGCAUUUCUAAUACCUUUUUUUUUGUUGAUGUUCUUUUUUUUUUUUUUUCUUUUUUCUUUUUUUUAACCUUUUUUAAGAAGUGUAUAUCAGUAUAAUGGAUGCAUGUAUCACUACAACGCCUAAAAACACAUUUUUGGUUCUUAUUAAGUUGGAAGACUAACCCCAUUUAAGAAAGCUGAGCGAGUGAGAAACCUGUGAAUGUGUGAUUGUGUUGUGUGUGAGUUUCCAAGAGUGAUUUGCUGAUGAGAAGGUGUAGCCUCAUUUGUCACUUCACAGGGUCGACUGGAUGCAAAUUAUGUUGCCUGUAAUAUUCUUUCUGUGCGGGUUAUGUUUUGCUCACAAUCAGGAGAAAAACCAAAUUGUUCCCAUCUCGAGACGCUCGGCUUCUCAGACUGUUUGUUGUGAGGCAUUGAUGUGUCGAGACAGUGCCAGGAAAGGACUGUCAGGCAAACUGAGAACCCCCUCCCUCCUCACAUCAGUUACUCAAGAGGAAAUCUUUGUCCAAGGCUCCUAAUGGAAAAAAAAAAAAGGCGUAUUUUGAGAAUAUAAAAUAAAAAAAACGCAUUGAAACACGUCAGGCUUCCCAUUAUGCGCAACCAAUCUCAUUUGUUUUUUAUAAAAACCAAAAAAUGUGAAUCUUCAUCUGUAGAGCGAUUAUGGGCUUGUCACGUUGCCGUACAUCAUAUUGAACGACAGAGUCUUCAUGGGUGUGGAAAACAUGGAGUUUUGGAAAGUGCAGGAACAUCAGGAACCAACACCUUCAGGCCAACAUGAAACCGGUAUGACAAAAGGUUUAAAUCCAGCUUUGCUGUUUAACGAAUGCUUUCGUGUUGCGGCAUCGUCACCCAAGUCCCACGUCAGUUCUGACACCGAUCUGGCUUCACGUUAAAAAGAAAAUCAACAGGAAACCUGAAGACUGUUGAACAUCCUGUUUAUUGAGUCAUCUUGCAAAGACUUAGACAUGAGUAGUACUAUGUUAAACUCUUGUUUUUCUUAAUCCCCUCUGUUUCUGUUCAGGCCAGUAGCCAACCUUCAUCGGUUUGGGUGAUCUGAGGGGGGGCGUGGGGGUUAUUAGAAUAGAGUUCAGACAGCACACAAACAGAAAAUUGGACUACUACCCAUUGUCGCAAAUCUGUGGAAAAAUAUACUCUAAUGUUGUUAUAGGGUGCAAUGUUGCGAUGUUGUCUUCUCCCUUCUUUAGUACAGCUUGCAGGGCUCAUGAGCUCACCAGGAAAUGUAUCUAGAGAUUCCGAACAAUUGUACAGUUCAAUAUAGGUCUUUUUUUUUUUUUUUUUUUUUUUUUCUUCUUCCCAUUCUAGACCUUGUCACAAACUGGUCAAAUGUUAUGCAGUGGUGGUCUUUUUAGGUAUAUGUAGUGUUAUUAACGAAAUCCCCAUGUGGUGUCUUGUUACUUUUCUCAGAAAUGGUCAUGUUUGAAAGGAACUUUUAUUGCAUUGCACAGUGUUGAUCAUGUUUUAAUUAAUGACUGCCCUUCAAUUUUAUAUGACAGACUGUAUUGGACCUGCUAACCUACGGCUAUAAACAGGUAGCAUACUUAACCUAACUGGUGGUCUCUCUUACAGCUCAAUGAAUUUUAAUGAUGUAAAACAGCAUUACUAGUGAUGGGCUGAUCAGUUUUGAGUGUCUGAAUACAACUUAAUAAAUUCAAUAAAGAGGUCUCUUGUA